AGACGAUUUAUAUUUACCCAGAAGUCCCACUGAAUUCAAUAGGCUUGCUUGCAACCAAGUGAGAAUAAGUUGCAGCCGAAGUUUGUUUUAGCCUUUUGAAAUUUACCCCGAAGCAACCGGUUUCGGGAGAGUCCCCAGCGCUAACCUUGCUGUUUAAACUGACUCCAAACAAGACGUCGAUGAUUUCUCGAUGAGGCCCAAGGGGCGGCCCCUCCUCAAGCCAGCAGCGAAACGCCUGGAGCCCAGCAAAACAAGGCAAGGCCCAGAAAUCCGUAUUUGCUUGCUUUCUCAGCCGUCCCAACGGGUCUUACGAGCGGACUGGGAGAGGUUUUGCGGACGGAAAACAAUCCGCAAUGGAAACUGAGGAUCCUGCCGUGUUCACCUCCAGCACCCUGCCCUCUGACCCCCGGCUCCUGGCAACAGUGACCAAUGCUUACUUGGGCACCCGUGUCUACAGGGACAUUCUCCAUGUCAAUGGGGUGUACAACGGAGCAGUUGGGGACACGCAUCGUGCUGAUCUCCCCAGUCCUGUCAAUGUCCGAAUGAAAGUGUUGGCUGAGGACUGCCUGAGUGAGACUUUCUCCCUGGACACAAGGGCAGGAACCUAUAUCCAUAAGAUCCAGUGCUCCGGUUAUACAGCCACGCACAGGAUAUAUGCCCAUCGCUCCCUGGUCCACCUUCUGGCCUUCAGCAUUACCAUCCAGAAGUCAGCUCUUCAAACUAAGCCCAUCACUGUGAACCUCCAGAUGCAGUUCACACCAAAGAGUCCAGACGUGGACCUACAUAAAGGACCAGAUUUCCAGGGAGCUCAGUAUCUCUAUGGAAAGACCUUGAUCCCAGAAGUAGAGGGUGGUCCUCAGCCUACUGUACAUCUGAUCUGGACCCCAGUGCCACAGUCAGUGACACUCUCUGGGGAGGAGACAGAAAAGAGCUGGGAGUUCCUCACAGCCAUAGCAGAGAGUGAAGGGGAUGUGAAAAGGUACUUCCUUGAAGGAAAGUCACAGAUUGCUUCUGGCUCCUUGUAUGCAUAUCACACCCAGGCAUGGGCAGAGAUCUGGGAAGGAUGCUGUGUCAAGGUUGAUGGGCCUCUUUCAUUAAGCCAGGCCGUUUAUGGGUGCCUCUAUUAUCUGCUAAGUGCAACUCCUCCCCUGGGUUCUUAUGACUUUCUGUUCUCUGGAAUCAGCCCUGGAGGCCUUUCGAAUGGCACACAGAAUGAAGAUUACUGGGGCCAUGUUUUCUGGGAUCAGGAUACCUGGAUGUACCCAAACAUCUUGCUUUUCUAUCCAGACAUAGCUUGUGCUAUCCUAAAAUACCGGAUCCAAACACUAGGGGGAGCCCUGUACAAUGCACAGGUGCAAGGAUACAAGGGUGCAAAGUUCCCUUGGGAGAGUGCAGCAACAGGCCAGGAGGUCUGCCCUGAAAAGGUUUAUGGUGACCAGGAAAUCCACAUCAAUGGAGAUGUUGUGCUGGCAUUUGAGCAGUAUUACCACAUCACACAGGAUUUGAAGCUGUUCCAGCAGGAAGGAGGCUGGGAUGUGGUCUAUGCUGUUGCUCAGUACUGGUGCAGCCGAGCAGAGUGGAACCCAGAAGAGCAGAGUUACCAUAUUACUGGUGUGAUGCCCCCAGACGAAUAUCAUUAUGAUGUAGAUAACUCUGUUUAUACCAACGUCAUUGCCCAGAGGAGUUUAAAUUUUGCUGUUGAGUUGGGCUUCCAGUUGCACAUUCCCACCCCUGAAGAAUGGAAGGAGGUUGGGAAGAAAAUCAAGAUACCAUUUGAUAAAAACAGGAAGUUCCAUCCAGAGUAUGAUGGGUACUGUCCAGGUGAACAAGUGAAGCAGGCUGAUGCUGUCCUGCUUGGAUUCCCUCUCCUGUAUCCUAUGGAUUCUGAAGUGAGAAGGAAUGACCUGGAGAUGUAUGAACCCGUUACUGACCCUACAGGACCUGCCAUGACCUGGAGCAUGUUUGCUGUUGGUUGGCUGGAGCUGAAGGAGCCUGAAAGAGCACAACAACUGCUGAGCAAGUGUUUCAGCAACAUUACUGAACCAUUCAAGAUCUGGGUGGAGAACUCAGACGGAUCAGGAGCAGUCAACUUUCUGACAGGGAUGGGUGGAUUCCUCCAAGCCAUCCUUUUCGGAUACACUGGUUUCAGGAUCACCAAAAACCACCUGAACUUUGAUCCUCUUUGCCCAGAUGACACAAAAAAGCUAACAGUCCUUGGAGUGUGUUACCUGGGAAGCAAACUGAAUUUCACUUUCACCAAAGAAGAUGUCACAAUCGAAGUGGUUAGGUCCUCCUCCAGUCUGGAGGUUGUGCUGGCAGCGACACGACAGCACUUCCUCUUACAAGAAGGACGGAGUGUUACCUUCUGUACAGCUGCUGGCUGGAUCCAGAAAGUACCGGUUGAGACAUUUUAAGCCCAGCAUGUUUUACUUUUCAUUGAAAGUAUGAAGAACCCGCCAUAGAGGCAUGCCACAGAACAGGAACUGUAGUGCUAAAUGUGAAGGAGUCCUGUGUCUUGGCUAUGUUCAUUGUGUAUAUAAGCAGCCUGUUCAAGUGGGAGUUGAUUUGAAAUCCUGCCACUUUUACCACAUCUGACAUGAAGUUUCUUUCCUGACUGGUGGGUAGGUGUUUGAUCCCUGGACUGAGGAGAACAGGAAGGAACUGUUUCUUUUUAAGGAAAAACAGUAAUCCCAGAAGGAGUUGCAGGAUCUCUUCUGAUGAUUGGUUUACUGCAAGUUAAUUUCUAAAACACAAGAAAACGAUAGUAUUUUGUUAGUGGCAAACUCUGAUUAUUCUCCUUGCUGGUAUUUCCAAGUGCUGUAAUUAUGUGAGUGUCAGAGGUACCUAUUAGCUAGUACCUGUGCAGUUCCCUGGUAAAAUUCUUGCCAUGUUUGGCAUUUGUGAAUCCUGAUAUCAUAAUUUUUCUCUUCACAUAUUUCAGCUGUAGAGGCAAAUGGCCUUGUUGCUUUCAUCAGAAAUAUGAUCUAAAAUAUUACCAAUAGAAAAAUGGAAGUUUCCUAUUAACAUUAAAGAAUCUCUUGGCAGUCAACAUAUAUCUGAGGCAGUUCCAUGUCUACAUUAGUGCAACUGGUGAAGGCCACUUGCUUCUUGCAUUUCUCAUUUUAUUUUUGUUCAAAAACUAGCAGCACCUAGACAGUGCCGCUAGGGUCGCCAAAUCUAUGUUGUGAAACUCCAGGAGGUUUGAGGGUGUAAAGCAUAAGCAGGGCAGAGUUUGGGGAGUGGAGGAACCUCUGCAUGGUAUAGUAUCACAGAGUGCAUCCUCCAAAGCAGCUAUUUUCUCCAGGAGUUCUGUAGUUUAUAGGUCAGUUGUAAUUCAGGGAGAACUCCAGGCCCCACCUGGAGAUUGGCAUCCCUUACUACCAUCCAUUCUGCCAGCUGAUCAGUUUGGGAUUUCAGUCUGCAAAGGCUGACUUCCAGAAGAAGGGACUAAUAAAAGAGCAUGAAUAGACAACCAAAUUAGCUUAACAAAUUUACUUUCAUGCAUAUUUGUCAUUCAUUCAGGUAUGCAGGGGUACUUCUUAGAAGUAGCAAAAAAGGCAAAUGUAACUUGGGACUGCAUCAACAAAAGUAUAAUGGCCAGAUCAUAUGAAGUAAAUGAACAUAAAUUGAAUGUUAUUAAAUCAAAUAUUAUAUCUCA
Molecule: messenger RNA, 3658 nt
Organism: Eublepharis macularius
Lineage: Eukaryota; Metazoa; Chordata; Lepidosauria; Squamata; Eublepharidae
Gene: PGGHG
Product: protein-glucosylgalactosylhydroxylysine glucosidase
Exons: 14
Coding region: 354-2414 (686 amino acids)
Biological process (GO): carbohydrate metabolic process
Molecular function (GO): catalytic activity
Source: RefSeq, a predicted model, not a curated record